This is a messenger RNA of Dermacentor andersoni, 6335 nucleotides long. RefSeq names its product roundabout homolog 1-like. The record is from RefSeq and is a predicted model, not a curated record. Gene Ontology annotation, cellular component: axon; plasma membrane. Gene Ontology annotation, biological process: axon guidance; cell-cell adhesion. NCBI's taxonomy places the organism in Eukaryota, Metazoa, Arthropoda, Arachnida, Ixodida, Ixodidae. Gene Ontology annotation, molecular function: protein binding.
UGGGUGAGCAGCAUGACGGCGCACUAUCAUGUGAUUUAGCGCAAUUAUUAACGUUGCUUUUCCACAUUAAUUCAAUAAAUCGUUUCUAACUGAUAUAAUUCCCCACAGCUGGCACGUAUUUUAUAUGGGACCAAAUUAUAAAGCAUUUUGUACGCAAGAGCAGUUCUUAGAAACAGUGCUCGAGUUCAUGCUUCCGUCUUCCUGUCUCGAUUUCACACCGAUCAUUUUCUGUUUCGUGGCUUGUGGCACGACCCUUAUCUUAUGUUGAAGUUUGUUGGUUAUGCUAGAAGGUUCGACUCCGUAGGUUGGUUCUGGCGGAAUACGCUGAAUAAGUAUUCUGCAAGUUACAAUUUCUGACUUCAUAUUGACUGCCAUAUGCGCUCAAACAGUGAGUGGACCACUUUAAACAAACCUUGCAAACGUCCGUUCAGAAAACGCAGAAUUUUUGGACCGUCGUCUUUGCCGGCGAGUGCCCGAGCUACUUCAAUAUCACUGACGUUCUUAGUUUGCUCGUGUUUCUUUUUUUUUUUUGAUCAUUCCAACUCCAUGAAAGACAUCGUCGUCAUGCACCUUAAUGGUGUUUCUGCGAUAGUAUGUUCUCAUAACCUUCUCGCUUUUUCCCCUUGUCCCAGUGCGCCGCAUCCAACCAUACAGUUACUCCGGUUCAGCUCGCUUCAACUCUUCUUCUCUCUCUCUCUCUCUCUCGCAGACAAUCCCGUAGUGUUAUCGCAUCUUCUUCCACCGAUCCGAAGGAGCGGACCCGCGCUCCCGGGCAUCUCCGCUCCCAAACAACGCCGGCCGCCGCGCCCCUCGGUGGGGGCGCUGGCGUCGUGGCAGCGCCGGCAGCCAACGAGCGAUCCCGCUCUCGCCCCGCUCUGCUCUCCGGUGCGGGCAGCGGCACGUUUGUAUCGCGCAGAGAAGGCGUCUCUGCGGACGCGUCAGGGCGCCCCGACGCAGCUUGUGUGCACGACGCUUCGCUCCUCGAUUCGACUUCCCUUUCCGCGUGGUGUUGACCUGCGUCGAAAAAAAAAAAAAAAAGUGUGCGCGCCGCGCGCUGGCUUGGCCGUGCCUCGCGAACGAGUGUUUCCGCAAGCGGCCAAGACGACCACGGUGCUGUUUCGCGCCCCGUUGACGAGCCCAGCAAGAAGAACGCGACCGGCACGCGUCCGCUGGACCACGGCGCGUCUCCUCCGGAGAAGCGGUGCGCCGCCGCAGCCGCGCGCUCGUGAAGAAAGGAAAUCGGCGGUGCUACAGGGGUUGCGACCGUAGCAUGAUAGCCGAGCGAUGGCACGCCAGCGUGAUCGCCGCCAGUGGUUCCUCAAUCUGUGGAUAACGGCCUGUCGGAUUACUGCCACCUUUCUCCUCGCCCUCGUCGUCUGCAGUGCGGACGCCGCGGAUGCAGCGUCCAGUCACGGAGGAGGUGGUGGCCGCUCGCCGCGCAUCACGGAGCAACCGGUGGACGUGGUGGUCCGCAAGCACGAGCCGGUGACGCUCCGGUGCGGCGCCGACGGCGACCCUCCCCCGCGAAUCGCGUGGUUCCACGACGGGCGACCCGUGCGCAAUUCGGCCACGCGCAUGGUCCUGCCCGAGGGACAGCUGUUCUUCCUGCAAGUGCAGCACAGCCGCCGGGAACAGGACACCGGACUCUACUGGUGCACGGCCGCCAACGCGCUGGGCACGGUCCGCUCCCGAAACGCUAGCGUCGAGCUCGCCGCGCUCCGCGACGAGUUCCGCCAGCUGCCCAAGAGCGUCCACGCGGCGGCGGGCGACUCGGCGACCCUCGAGUGCGUGCCUCCCAGGGGCCACCCCGAGCCCACGGUCACCUGGUUCAAGGACGGCGUCCAGGUGCAGCCGGGCACGGGGCGCGUCCGCCUCCUGGCCCAGGGCGCGCUCCUGAUCGCCGACGUGAGGCCCUCCGACCAGGGCCGCUACGUGUGCCGGGCGGCCAACAUGCUCGGCACCAGGGACUCACCGCCAGCGCUGCUUUCCGUGCACACGAAGCCCUAUUUCGUCCGUGUCCCAGAAGAUGUGACGUCACUCGCGGAAGAAUCCGUCGAGUUCCAGUGCAAGGUGAACGGCGACCCCAAGCCGACGGUUACGUGGAGGAGGCAGGAUGGCAAGAUGCCCGUUGGCAGGGCCUACGUUCAAGAGGACAAGAGUCUGCACAUUAAGAAUGUUGCUCUCGCAGACGAGGGAACAUACAUUUGUGAAGCAGAAAACAUUGUUGGCUCGGUCUCUGCUUCGGCGACAUUAACCGUGCACUCGCGUCCCACAUUCCGCCUCACGCCCCAGAACCAGAAAGUGGGGCUCAACGGUGUCGCCAAGUUUGACUGUCUUGCGACAGGCAACCCCCCACCGUCCGUGUUCUGGACCCGAGAAGGCAACCAGGUGCUGAUGUUUCCGGGCAAGUCGCACGGCCGCUUCUCCGUUAGCAACGAGGGCACGUUGACCAUCUCCGGCGUGCGAAAAGAGGACCGCGGCUACUACGUCUGCUCGGCGCUCUCCGUGGUGGGCUCCAGCAUGGCCAAGGGUCACCUGGAGGUCACCGCGCUGGCCGACCUGCCUCCUCCCAUCAUACGCCUUGGACCGGCCAAUCAGACUCUGCCGCUGCACACGGCCGCCCAGCUGCCCUGCGAGGCGGCUGGCACGCCCAAGCCCGUGGUGCAGUGGCUCUACAACGCUGCUCCGCUGAGGGUCGAGGAUCGCCCCCGAUAUACGCUUUCCGAGUCUGGCACUCUUCAGAUUCAAGAUCUCCAAAUGCUGGACAGUGGAGCGUACACAUGCAAAGCCUCAAGCGAAAGCGGCGAGACAUCUUGGACUGGAUCCCUCAGUAUUGAGUCUCCGCAUAACCCAAACGUGAAUUUUCAUCGCUCCCCUGAUCCCUCCACGUUCCCGGGACCUCCGUCACAGCCAGUGCCGGUAAACACCACCGAAACUUCGAUAACGCUUGCUUGGAGACGCAGCGAGAAAGUUGGUGCGUCCUCACUCAAGGGAUACACAAUUGAGUACUACAGCAGCGACCUGCAAAGUGGAUGGGUGCUAGCAGCCCACCGAGUGCUCGCUGAAAAAUACACCAUCCAAGCUUUGCGGCCCGACUCACGCUAUGUGUUCAUCGUCCGAGCAGAAAAUUCACACGGGCUAGGAGUUCCUAGCCCUGUCUCUGAACCUAUACGAACUCUAGGAAUGACGCCACAUUUCCUCCCCGAGUUCAACCUUGACGAAGCGCGCGCAAAGCUCAGCUCGUGCGUUGUGUCCCUGCAAGACAUCCGGGCCGUCAGUUCAACAGCCGUCAAGCUGAAUUGGAAGAUCCAGGGCAUGAGGGACUACGUGGAGGGAUUUUAUAUUAGGUUUCGAGACAUGAGUGGUGGCUCGCAGAAGUACAACAUGGUGACUGUGCUGAACGGUGGAGCGCUAUCAUAUGUACUCAAUGACCUGAAGAAGUUCACGAAGUACGAAUUCUUUCUUGUGCCGUUCUACAGAAGUGUCGAAGGGCCGCCGAGCAAUUCGAGGAAUGUUCAGACCCUGGAAGAUGUGCCAACAGCGCCACCCGAAAGUGUGGAAGUGCAAGUUCUGAAUGGCACAACGGCGACCAUUUUCUGGUCUCCUCCGCCACCGCAACACCGCAAUGGAAGGCUCAGGGGAUAUAAUGUGUACGUGGACGGAAAUUCUUCUAAUAUUCACCUGAAUCAGAGCACGAACUCUACGACUAACAGCCUUACGUUAAACAACCUGAAAACAGGAGCUUCUUACGAAGCACGUGUCGUAGCCAUGACUACUGUAGGUGGUGGACCAGCCAGCAGCGCCGUCCUGUUCAAAAUGGAAAGCCCAUCUGCAUCAACAGCACUCUCUACACCUUUUCAAAACAUCGUGACACAAUCAUGGUUUAUCGCACUUUUCGGAUUCUUGCUGCUAGUGGCUGUCACUGUCUUCGUCCUUCUUUUGAUACGGAAACGAAGGCUGCAACAUGCAAAAUCGCUCACAACAGUUCCUGUACAUAAGCAAGAAGACAUCAGCAACUGCUUCAACUCCCUCAAUGGCCGUCCUGGCCUCAGCCCUCAUGAAGCCUUGUGGAUUAACCAUAGUGCCUGGAGAUCCUCUGACCAAUCCAAGGACUCUUUUUGUGAAACCAAGCUUCUUAACAAAAUGAGCUGUGCGUCAAAUGAUCUUAACUAUUCUAGUGUCUAUGCACCUCUAAACUGUGGGAUCAAUGCGCCUGACUAUGCAGAAGUAGAUGCGCAGAGCAUGACAACUUUCUACAAAAAGGACCUCCCCUCGAUUCCAGAGCCCUAUGCAACGACUACGUUAAUUAACCCAUCACUCCAGAAGAGCCUAAAUGGUUCUGCUAAGGAUGCUCGCAGUGGAAGCUCAGCGGAAGAAGGAAGCCGCAAAUCUGAGAAGGCCUUUGACUUUGAGCUUGCGCGCGCAAGUGAAGAUGGCAUCACAGAUCGACUGUUAGAAUCUGAGAAACUUGCGAGUCCCGCCAGUGACUCCGGAAGCUACACAACAGACGAGUAUGGAAUGCCAAUAAAAAAGUGCCGCCAAAAAUUCUCGCGGGGAGGACCUUCUUCCAAGGGACCAAUGAUGAAUUGGUCUGAAAUCAUUCCUCCACCACCUGAGCAACCACCCAGUGAGGCUGGGUCUCCAACAAAUACUCCGGCAUGCUUCCGAGGUACCCCACCUCGCAAUGUACAACUGAAGCAGAAGAUAAGCGGAGCGCAGCCAAUGUCCAACCUGAGGGGAGCCCAUGGUCCACCUCGAGUACAAACACAUUCUCCAAGAAAUACCCUAAACCAGUCCAGCAACAGUCUUGGGAGCUCCUAUGCAGACUCCUACCAAGGCGUACCGCCGUUUUUUCCCAAGGGACAAAGGUCCCUUCUGAUGCCGUUGCAGCCUCAGCAGUCACAUCAGCAACAACAGCAGCAGGAACAGCAGCAGCUAUUCAGCAACCCUUUCACAGACCGGGGAGUGCAGUCAUCACUGCCAUCACUGAUAAAUGAGCCACGCUCCUCGAACCGUACCACAGAACCAACAGGAGUUCGGUUCGGCGCCGGCCAAGGCUAUAUCUACGAACCCGCAACUGCUGAGUCGGAUGUGGAACUACUGACACGGCCACGAUCUAUAGAGUCCAGUGUUGCUGGAGACACCGACUACGCUCCAAGCCAUGCGCCAUCGUGGACCAGCACUACGGAGCAGAGCAACAGCUCUUGCACAAGCGGCCGCUCCAGCCGCGCCAGUUCCUACGAUGACCCUGUCUACAAUGAGGUGGAUUUUGUGAGCGCCGUGGCACGCGCCGCGCAAAACGCUGGGUUCCAAGUCAAUGGCUCUGUCGUCUCCACAACAACGCCGACGCCCGAGCAAGGGGCGCCAUACAAGCCGCCUAGCUUCCACAUUUACCAUGAUCCUCCGCACCUGAUGACGCCUCCAGGCAGUGGAAGAAAGCAGUGGAGAGCAGUGAGCAGGGAUGGUGAAGUUAGCGCCCAGGUCAUAAGUGGUGGACAUUUGUACCAUGGGUCUACGUGAAGAGAGAACUUUCACCUUUCUUCAAAGAAAAGAAAAAAGAAAGAUUCCCCAGUCACGUCGACACACAACGGCGGUCCUGCAUCAGGACCGCUGAUCGAGAUCCUGCCACGUACGGAUGCAAACACAAGAAGUCGGCGGAUUUAAAUGCCGCGUGAACGUCGAUGUGACUCGCCAACCAAGUUCCUUCCGUUACUGUCAGAGAAGCAGCUGACACCGUGCGACCAGUCCGUCAAAUUAUGCAAGAGGAUGUGACGUGUGCCAAAUAUGGAAUGCCAUAUGCAAUAAUUAGAAAAAUCAACAGAAGCGUCUGGCAACGAGACUGCCCGUCGCGUACCACAAGACGCUGGUGCGUGUGUUUUGUGUGCGUGCGUGCUUGUGUGUGCGUGCGAACUUAGCAAGAAGUGUAAACAAAUAUAUGUGGAUUUAUUUGUUUUGUAGAUAUGCAAGCGUGAACGAGAGCGCGAGCUUUUGUAUGUGUUGACUCGAAGACUGUACAGCGGUGGACACCGUUAGCGCCUGGCUCACUCUUACUCGUGCUGCCAUUUCGGAGCAUAUCACUGGACUGAGCUCUGAAUAUUGUGAUUGUUGAGGGGGCGCUGCGGGACACUCUUCCUAGGUAGCGCAGCUUUUGCCGAUGUCUUCAGUGGUCACCGAUUCGUGUACAGACAACUGCAUGCUUUCCUAUGGGCAGCGUACCCGGACGUUUUCUUUUAAUUUAUUGUUGAAGACAUUACUUAAUUUUACUUAAGAGGCGUGUACAAACAGGGCAGAAAAAAGUCACAGAAAUAAAAGUCACUAUUGUUUACCUGCUGAAA